This is a messenger RNA of Arctia plantaginis, 912 nucleotides long. The record is from the annotation of a GenBank genome assembly. Lineage: Eukaryota; Metazoa; Arthropoda; Insecta; Lepidoptera; Erebidae.
AUGUUUUCCGAGCAAACGUACUCUAGGCUUUUCAGGCCUUGGGAUGUGAGUGAUAAAAAAUCUGAUAGACUAACUAACUGUGAUAAUAAUUCAGAAAUUAAAACAAAGAAAAGAUUGACUGAUGAAAGUAGAAGAGAAAAUCUUCUAAGGAAAAUUCGUGGAAGCUUCAAAAAAUCUGAAACAAGUUAUCAAGACGCUACUGUUUCUACAACUACAGAAGAUGCUGAUCAAGAUAUAAAACCAAUCAUUGCGAACUCUCCAGUUGAAAAACUUACAUUGUGUUGUGACAGACUUCUUAAAGAACCAGAAAAGAAAGAAAAACAAAUAAAACCCAUAGAAGUAAACUCAGCCCCUCAAAGCUAUGGACAUCUUGCAUCACUACCAGCAGCUUACAGCUCAACAUUUAUGCCAGACUAUCUCCCAGGAGCUGAUAUCGCCCACGCUUUGGGAGUACCUCCGACGGAUCCUUUGCUACUAGAAUCUCUUGCACAGGGAUACGCAAUGGAGUUAGAAUAUGCAAGAAUACUCCACCAAGAAAAUGAAGCAAAACUAAACGCAAGAAAACAGAGGCCAAAGAAAUAUAAAUGCCCGCAUUGUCAAGUUGGAUUUUCAAACAAUGGUCAAUUGAAAGGUCAUAUAAGAAUACAUACUGGUGAAAGACCUUACAAAUGCGAUGAGAAAAAUUGUGGUAAGACUUUUACGAGAAACGAAGAGCUUACAAGACAUAAGAGAAUUCAUUCUGGUGUUCGUCCAUUUCCUUGUUCGACUUGUGGCAAGAAGUUUGGUAGGCGGGAUCAUUUGAAGAAACACACCAGGACUCAUUACGUUCAAGCUGAAAGAAUGAUGCCUGUAUUCGUGCCGUUGUCAGCAGUGCCUCAUGUUGCUGGCUUUCCUUACCUUUAUGGGUACUGA